GACGAAGACAGGAACUAUUAAAGACCGGCCAUCUCGUGGAUCGCAUCCUGUUGCUCAAGGACGUCUCUCAUCGCAAUCGUUGGACAAUCGACGACAAUCGAAAACCAACAGCGCAGCUCUGAACUUUGAACGUCUGCUUCUUUCCUUGCGCGCCCUACUGGUCUGCAAAGUCGUAACAUGGAUCCGAGUACUCUGCUUGCCGCGAAAUUUGCGAGUUAUGACACGGUCAUCGGCAUGACUCUGUUCGGUUACGACUACCUUCUCAUGUUGCCGAAAGAGAUUAGAUAUGUCUGGUACUCGCCAUGGACACCUGGAAAGGUGCUUUAUUUCGCUGUCCGCUAUAUGCCGUUUGUAGACAUGCCGGUCUGGCCGUUUGCGGACGCAUUCAUGGGCGGUAAUCUCCCAAUGCCUUGCAGUCGCGCGAGCGAUUUCACGCUCAUCACCUUUCUCAUCGCUGCUUGUCUAGCAGACAUAUUAUAUGGUCUUAGGACAUGGGCUCUGUGGAGUCGCAACAAGUAUUUCGGCAUAUUCCUCGUCGUAUCUGGUGUGGUAUUCAACUUAGCAUGUAUUCUCAUGCUUGCGCUCGUGCAAUCUGGGGAUGGGUCAAUAAGGAUUCCAGAACUUCCCGGCUGCUUUUCACCACAGUCGAGCAAUGAUCAUACAGUUUGGAAGGCUUAUUUACUGACCACGAGCUUUCAGCUUUUGUUAUUCCUGAGCACCCUCGUGAAAGGAAUACAUCAUU
Messenger RNA from Dacryopinax primogenitus, 742 nucleotides. RefSeq lists its product as uncharacterized. The record is from RefSeq and is a predicted model, not a curated record. The annotation marks the transcript as partial. The transcript is spliced from 6 exons. Lineage: Eukaryota; Fungi; Basidiomycota; Dacrymycetes; Dacrymycetales; Dacrymycetaceae.